Molecule: messenger RNA, 1552 nt
Organism: Engraulis encrasicolus (European anchovy)
Lineage: Eukaryota; Metazoa; Chordata; Actinopteri; Clupeiformes; Engraulidae
Gene: lrrc69
Product: leucine rich repeat containing 69
Exons: 8
Coding region: 227-1267 (346 amino acids)
Molecular function (GO): protein binding
Source: RefSeq, a predicted model, not a curated record
AACGCAUAUAUAACCUGUUCAGGGGUAAUCCAUACUACGUUUUAUUGUCAGAUACAGUAGAAAAAAAACCACUCGGAGACAUGCAGUAGCCUACAGGACGCUCCGACGCGCCCCGAAGUUAAAGCAAUCGCGACCUCUUUUAGUCUCCCCAAAGAGCCUCAGCCAUUACGCACCGUUUACGCACUGUUUAGCGUCCGGUUUCUAUGGGAACGAGCCCAAUGAAGAAAUGGCGAAUAAUUUAAUAAUGGGGGCUUUGAGAGCAAACGCCCGAUCUUUCAGUUUAAGUGCGAAGAAAAUAGAAGAGUUGCCGAGAUGUGUUACACGGUUAAUCUGCAUUUCAUCACUGCACUUAAACAACAACCUUCUGUUUGAUUUACCGAUAGAACUCCAGGCACUACAACAGUUGGCGGAGCUAAAUCUCGGAAAUAAUAAUUUCCUGGACAUUCCUGUUGUUCUGAAGCAUCUGCCUGCACUGAAAAAGCUGUAUUUGUACGGGAAUAAGCUGAAAACCCUGCCAGAAGACAUAUUAGAAGCACUGCCAAACCUCACACUGCUCAACGUUAACCACAACCAAAUCAAAGUCAUACCUCCACAGAUUAAAAGCCUGCAGAAGCUGGAGGUGCUGAGCAUGGUGGGUAAUGAGCUGGAGUUUGUUCCUGAUGAACUCUGCUGCUGUGUCAGCCUCACUGAACUCAACCUGACCAGCAACAGAGUUACCAGCUUACCAGCACUUCUGGGCAGCCUGUUCAACCUCAAGAAGCUCUACUUGGCCAGAAACGACCUGUAUGACCUGCCUGAGGGAAUAAGCGGCUGCCACAAACUGAAAAUACUGGAUGUUGGCGGGAACCACAUAACUAUGUUUCCUACUGAUUUAAGAUACCUCUGCCUGGAGGAACUGCUGUGUGAGGGAAACUUCUUCGUUCAACCAGAGCUGCUCAAGUCCCACCAGGAGAUGGAGGUUUUAACACUGAAGGAGCUGGCGGCGCGGCAGGUUCUACUGGAGAAGAUUGACAAGUGGUCGGCGGUGAACCGCUCGCUGCCCCUCUACCCCGAGCUGGCCAACAUGCUGUCCCAGGUGGGCCGCUGUGCCGUCUGCCACAAGCCCUUCCUCACCACCUGGCUAGAGUGUGUGCACUUCCUGGACCUCAAGAAGGAGAUGGGCAUGAAGCGGAAGUUAACUGUGCCUGUCCGAGCUGUCUUGUGCUCCUACACCUGCUUCAAUGAAGGAGGCCAUGACUACUAUGGGAUUGCUUCAGUAGUUCAGUAGUAGGAUGAAAACAUCUAUUUAACAUGAUGAGAUAAGCAGAUGAGGAGCAGUCUACUCUAUUGAUAACGUGUUUUAACAAUCUGUGUUACUUGUGCUACUGUUGUCUGACUCCUUCUUUAGUAUACAUAAUGUUUUGGAGUUGGACACUAUUAAAAAGUGCUUUAUGGCCUGCCAUUAUUAAAAAAAAAAAUAACACUAUAUCAACAGAUUCAUGAAUUAUUAUUAUUAUCAUUAUUAAUUGUAUUAAAUGUUUCACACUUAAAAAAUAACUUAAAAAACAGCUAA